This is a messenger RNA of Xyrauchen texanus (razorback sucker), 4942 nucleotides long. RefSeq names its product E3 ubiquitin-protein ligase RNF26-like. Gene Ontology annotation, molecular function: ubiquitin protein ligase activity. The transcript has a single exon. Gene Ontology annotation, biological process: ubiquitin-dependent protein catabolic process; protein ubiquitination. The coding region runs from base 569 to 1852 and encodes 427 amino acids. The record is from RefSeq and is a predicted model, not a curated record. Lineage: Eukaryota; Metazoa; Chordata; Actinopteri; Cypriniformes; Catostomidae.
GAAACAACGGACUGAAACAACGAGAGAAGCAUUCGUUUUUUUUUUGUCGAAUUAUAAUCAAAACAAAGAAACCAUUUAUUUUUUAGUCGCCUCGGAGCUAACUAAAAUAACGUGGAUGCUUCACCAAGAAAGUGUGUUUAGAUUGGAACUUUAUAACUCCGUUUGGACUAUAGACUUUCGCAAUCAGCAAACAUGAGCAGCUUCGCUUUUCGAACGUAAACAUCCGCUGAGCAGCUCGUCCAUGUGUGAGCAGCUACUGCACUAUGCUAGCUAUGUUUAACUCGAGUUUUUCCUGUCCAAAACAGGUAAAUUAUCAUUCGCAGCUAGAGCUCAGUCAUAUUAGCAAUGGUAUUUGAAUACUUAGUGUUCACGUUAAUGUUUCUUCAAACGUGAAUGGGUUAGCAUGCUUGCUAGCUCGGCUACCAAAGCUGUUUGUUUGUGCCAGAUUGGUAACAACAGAAUGAACAAUUAUCUGCUUUUGUCGUUUCGGAGCUCAAAUAAGAAGACGAAUUAUAUAUAGUCGAAUUUAGUGAACUAAUGUGACACUACACACGAGCGUUUCCUUAUUAUGGGUCUUCUGGACUUUGUUUUCAGUUCAAUCGGGAAAUGCAUAGAUAUCAUUUGCCUUCUCCUGGAUUUAAAUUUCGUAAUUGUCAGCUCAUUAAUUCAGCUGUUGGUGGCAUUGAUCUCUUUUGUCAAUAGUCUACCCAUGCUACUCACAAAUUCUGUGUUGGAGUGCUGGAAUCUCACUCUGCUUUUCAUCAUCACAAUGAGGGACGGCGUGACUGUUGUGACCCAUAACUUGGUUGGAGGCUGGAUGCAGUUGCUUGGAGGUGCUCUGGAGAGCUUCAAAAUGAUUGGAUACCUGUCUUCACACUUACUAUUGCGCACCAAAGAGCUUCUGCACAGAGGACUGCUAUCGGGACAUGGUUUGCUACGACAGGCCUGGGAGGGUUGUGGUAUUGUCUUCAGCCUGUUGCUGUAUUUCAUCAACACAAUCAUCAACCUGCUGCUCAUAGGCACACAAAACUUAUAUGCUUUAUUGGUCAGCACAGUGGAAGCGGUGUCCUGCCCUUUGCAGAAAGCUGUAGAGCUGACCCUGACUGUACUUACCUUCCUUUACAGCAGCCUUGUAGGCACCUCAAUACUUCUGUGGACACCAUGCAGGCUGGCCAUGGAGUUUUUGGGUUCUGUGUGCCACAUCUUUGUCAGUGUUUUCCUGCGAAACUUGUAUGGGCUGCUGCUCACCUUUGUGAUCAUUGUGGGUACCACUAUCUACCUAAACCCUGCGUUCCCUCGACAAGCAGCUUUGCACAUAGCCAACUACAUCAACACCGUGCCCAUCCUGCGGCGACUCCGGAGGACUCUGCACCACCUCUACAUGCUUGAGAGGAAUGUGUGGCGACGGCUGGCCUGGCAUCGCAGCCGAAUAGGCCUCUGGGUGGUUCCUGCGAGGAGAGAGGCCGGCAUGGUGGUGGACAGGGAGGUGAGAGAGCCAGACCAGAGAGCGCCUCAAGACGGCAUGGCUAGAGAAGACCAGGUGGUGGAGGAUGCACCUCUAGACCUGGCACUCCCUGGCUCCAGCACACAUAGGCUGCUACAGAAGUUUCCUUCUGAGGACGGUUGCAAAGCCCUGCCUACAAACAACCUAUUAACACUAUUACAAGAGCAAGAAGAGAGAAAGAAGUGCGUAAUCUGUCAGGACAGCACUAAGACUGUAGUGCUUCUGCCUUGCCGCCAUUUGUGCUUGUGUAGAGACUGCACAAACAUUCUGCUGAGCCAACCCAUCUACCAACACAACUGCCCUCUGUGUCGCCACAUGAUCCUGCAGACCAUGGACGUGUAUCUUUGAAAUUAAGUUUACUGAUCUGUUUUUGUCAUCCUCAGGUUUUUUGAGCAGCACUGUUCUUCUCUUGGGGAAACCACACAUUCCCUUUUCAUCUUUUAUGUCCAUUCCACUAAUGCCUUUUCAUCACUGUUGCUAGUAAAUAGUUUUGAAUCACAUCUUUUUCUACAUUUCAAAAAGAAUGGUGGUGGUUAGGCUGACAACUGUGACAGUGCUUUUUUAUUUUAUAUAUUCAUUGUCAUUUAUUUCCAUCAGCUUUUGUAGCAGCAACACUAUUUUUUGUCAUACAGCAAUAGUACAUGAAUUUAAGAUUUGUAUUUUAAAAAGAGACAUUAAAAAUUGGGUGUUGAUUGUGAAGAUGGAUGUUUUGCUAUAUUUUGGUCUUGGAUGUUGAGCACACUUUUGGGGAACAUUUGUAUUCUACAAUACUAAAUCUGGGCCUUAUAAUAUGAAUUGUUGUCUACUUAAAGGAAUGUUUGGUGUUCAAAACAGGUUAAGAUCAAUAUUGUUUAGCACAAAAGAUAAAAAUAUUUUGGCUUGUCCCUUGUUUAUUAAAAUAAAUAAGGAAAAAGCACAAAUUGUGGUUAUAUUAAGGCACUUACAAAGGUUAACAUAGUUUAAGUGUAAUAAAAUCACUUCUUAAUCUUAUCUGUGUAAAGUUUUAUCCAAUAUUCCAACUUUGUUUAUAAUCUGUUACGUAAUCUGGUAAAUGCCUGAAAAUCCCUUUUUUAUCACACAAAAAACAUGUUAACACAGUAUUUAUGUCUUGUGGCUAUCAUUUUAAAACGGUGUGUUUUUAAUUUUCUUAUGCUCUGGCCCUAGUCACUUCCAUUGUACACUCACUGAGCACUUUAUUAAGAACACCUGUACACCUACUUAUUCAUGCCAAUUGUGUGGCAGCAGUAAAAUCAUGCUGAUACGGGUCAGGAGCUUCAGUUCAUGUUCACAUCAACCAUAAGAAUGGGGGAAAAUGGGAUGUCGACCAUGGCAUGAUUGUUGGUGUCAGUCAGGCUGGUUUGAGUAUUUCUGUAACUGCUGAUCACCUGGAAUUUUCACGCACAACAGUUUCUAGAGUUUACUCAGAAUGGUGCCAAAAACAUCCAUUGAGCAGCAGUUCUGCAGAUGGAAAUGCUUUGUUGAUGAGACAGUUCAACAGAGAUUGGCCAGACUGUUCGAGCUGAAAGAAAGGCUACAGUAACUCAGAUAACCCCGCUGUACAAUUGUAGUGAGCAGAAUAGCAUCUCAGAAUGCACAACAUGUUGAACCUUUAGUUUAGUACUGUAGUGUUUCUAAUAAAGUGUUCCACAUGUUUGCUUUUUUAAAUUUUAAUAAGGACGAGUUGAAAUAGUGGAGUGGUGGUGGCAUAGUGGGCUAAAGUGCAUAACUGUUAAUCAGAAGGUCGCUGGUUCGAUCUCCACAGCCACCACCAUUGUGUCCUUGAGCAAGGCACUUAACUCCAGGUUGCUCCGGGGGGAUUGUCCCUGUAUUAAGUGCACUGUAAGUCGCUUUGGAUAAAAGCGUCUGCCAAAUGCAGAAAUGUAAAUGUGAAAUGAAAUGUAAAUAUUUCUGUUGUACUCAACAUUGUCACAAAUUAUGUCAAUUGAAAUUAACUUGUAUAGAACAUGCAACAUUCCUUUAAAUCUUGCCUGACUGUACAAAGGGAUCAAAGGUUUAAUGGGAACAUUUACAAUGUCAUAUUGAUUUGUUGUUAGUGUUGAAGAAAUCGUGUUUUGCUUUGCUUGCCUUGUAAUCAUUCCACCAAAGCUGUUUUGCACACUAUUCAAGUACAUAUAGGCAUCUAACUACUGUAUUUUCAGAAGCCAUUCUACAAUCAGGUGAAGUAUUAGCUAUUCAUACUUUUUUUGUCAUUUAUUAUUGAACAGUGUUAAUGUUGUUUUUAAAUGCUCUCUCACUGCUGAAAUGGUAUUGAUCAGUGCAUUUCAAAAUCGAAAUUUUGUGCAUAUUUUUUGUUUCAAGAGACGGUAAUUCAAUUCUGUUGUUGACUGAUCCCCACAUGAGUGCUGUUUUGUAAACAUCUGAGUGGCAAAAAGGCUUUUAGCUUUGUUCAGUUUAUGUUGCUAGAGCUCACUAUUUUGGGAAAACAUCUGGUUUAUAGCUGUACAUUAGAGACACAAAGUAUAAUACUGGUUUAUCUUAUUCAGUCUUCUAUGAUAAUCUGUUUCAUGGUUAUCCCAUAACUUUAAAUCAAAUUGCAUUCAAACAGGCACAAAGUGUAAGACAAUCAUGUAAAUAUAAGAGGACAGAUACAUUUGCAAGCUCCAUGCUGGUAUGCUCUUUCUCACUCUGUUAACCUUUAUUUAGUUGCCUUUUUUCCAAGAUUGGAUACAGUUCCAAAUUAUUUCUCCAUCACCCUCAGUUUGGGAUUUGGUUAACUUGUUAAAGAAGAUGAGCCUUAACCCAUGGUUUAUUAUUCUGUUUUUGAAAAUUGUUUUCAAGUAAUCUGUAAUUUCAUUUAACAUUUGAAUCCCCAAGCCUUUUUUGUAUUCUUCUACCACAGAUGUGUAUUUUAUACAAAUGUCUUUAUUCUAAUGUUUGUGGGUAGAGCAGAUGUCUGUAUCUCUGUUGAGGCCUGGAUAAUGUCAAAGCCACAUUCAAUGAGCAUUUAGAUGAAAAAUAAACAGUAUUUGACUGUGUGACUGUAAUUGCCUUGUCACAAUACUAUGUGUAGAAUUUUCCUUGCUGUACUGUUGUACAUUUCUCAACAGACAGUGUCUUUGAUUAUGAUAAAUUGCUUCUCCCACUUGUAAGAUCCUCUACGCUGACAUCAGCAGGAAAGCAGAGACUUCAAGCUGCUGAGCAUGGGUGACCUUGUGAACUGGAGAGUGUAAUGGAGGCCAUUUCCUCCAGUUGUUUAGUCAUGACUUUCCCAAAGCCCAAUCUAGUGUCAUUCCAAUAGAAUCAGUCAAUUGAAACUAGUAUCUGCCUUGGUGUACAGUAUAUGUCAAUUACUAGUAGUUAUUUGUCUUCACGGCCAGCCUUCAGUGGAUCAACAUGAUAUUUGUUGUGUGAAAUCCAAAUGUUAGUAUAAAAGGAGAUGCAUUCAGCACUGGACAGCUCCACAUUUCAAAAAUUUUG